AUGCUACAGGCCGCGCCGUACAUGAACCGCCCCCUGCCAAUCAUGAUCCCCAUCUACAAGUGGUGGGAGGUGCCCUACAUGUGGAUAGGCGCGAAGGUGUAUGACUGGAUAGCGGGCGCCAAGCUAGUGGUGCCGCCGUCGCACUACAUGAGCCGGGAAGAGGCCAUAUACACCUUCCCCAAGCUUAGAGAAAAGGGGUUGAAGGGUGCAAUCAUCUACUACGACGGUCAGAUGAACGAUGCCCGAUUGAGCCUUGUCGUGGCGCUGACUGCGACGCAGCAGGGCGCGUGCAUCGCCAACAGAGUCAAGGUCACGGGGCUUGUCAAGGAUGAGAACGGCCAGACGAAGGGGGCGACGGUGCAGGACACGAUAACGGGGGAGAAGUGGGAGGUGGCAGCGAAGGCCGUCAUCAACGCGACCGGCUGCUUCUGCGACGCGAUACGGAAAAUGGACAAUCCAGAGGCGAAAAACCUGGUGAUGCCGGCAGCGGGCGUCCACAUAAUGCUCCCGGCGCACUUCAGCCCGGCCAGGAUGGGUCUGAUCGUGCCCAAGACCUCGGACGGGAGGGUGCUGUUUUUCCUGCCGUGGGAAGGAGCGACGAUUGUGGGCACUACGGACUCACAGUCGGCGCUGACGAUGACGCCCAAGCCCACGGACGAGGAGGUGAACUUCAUCAUACAGGAGAGCAAUCGCUACCUGUCGAACCGCGUGCACCGCUCCGACGUCAUCGCGGCGUGGUCCGGCAUCAGACCGCUCGUCAGAGACCCCAAGCUCAUGGACGAGGAGGGGACCAAGGCUCUGUCCCGCAACCACGUGAUCGAAGUGAGCGACUCCAAGCUGGUGACCAUCACGGGAGGAAAGUGGACGACCUUCAGGCGGAUGGCGGAGGACACGAUCAACGCCACUCAAGAGUCCAUCCCGGACCUGGACGAGGAGAACGCCGUGUCCACCGAGGCCGUCACGGCUCUCGGAUCGCUCAUCGGGGCCGACCGCGCGGGGGUAGUGUGCGCCAGAAAGUUCGACGAGAUCAACGUGAUCCUCCGAGAGGAGUACUCCCUCUCCAACGACGUGGCCAAGCACCUUGUCAGCAACUACGGCACCAGGGCCCUUCAGAUCGCCGAGAUCGUGAAGCGCAACAAGGGCUACGCGCACUCCACAGCGGCGGCCCGGUGCCUGGCCAUCAAGUACCCCUUCUUGGAGGCGGAGGUUGUCUUCGCUGUCGAGCAGGAGUACGCCCUGAAGGCCGUCGACGUCCUCGCGAGACGCACCCGCCUGGCGUACAUCGACAGCAAGGCGGCCUUGGAAGCUGCGCCCAGAGUGAUCGAGAUCAUGUCCGGGCUUCUGGGGUGGUCCAGAUCAAGGCGUAGGCAGGAGAUGCAAGAGGUAGAGCAGUUUUUGGAGACGAUGAGCCCCGCCGCCGGUGCCGGCAAGUCUGGCCGCCGCAAGCAUUGAUUCCGUUGGUCAUCGUGAGGCAUGGCAUGGCAUUCCCAACGUAGAUAGGGCCGAGCGGCAGCGCGAAGGCCCGGCAUGAACGUGGUGUGGUGAAGGACGUCUUGUCGUUGCGGCGAGAUACGCCGCACGUUGUGGCGCGGAAGCAGUGGAGGCGUAUUGUGUCAUCACCGGGGGGGGGGAGUAGACGGGGAAAGGGCGAGAACCCCCGUAAGUUGGUUGUAGGAAGGAGAAACAAAAAAAUCGAGAGAGCGACGGGCCGAGCGUAAUUCCUUACCUCAGGUCGUACGUUCUUCUCGGGACGUCGUGUUCGUGUGUGUUGUCUGUCGUUUGUUUUUUCGUCCCAUUUUUUCUGGUGCCAGCGUACACGCUUCGCUACAUGUUUGACGUACGGUAUCGGCCGAGGUCGCACACCGGGAGGAGGUAACACCGGAACAGUCGUUCUUGCGUUUUUGUUGUUGUAUCCCACCUUUCCCUUUCCCCCUGAUUGGGUCUGUUCGGUUUUUGACGCAACAAGGGUUCAGCAGGCCCCUCUCCUCUUCUCGUUGAUGGAACAACGUCGCUUUCUACCUUACAGAGAGAGUUCCAAGUUGUCCACUCCCGGAGAUAGAUUCGAUCCCACAUCCUGCUGCUAGUACAUGAGCUUUCGAGGUUACCCACUAAUUGGACAGCCGGGGCGACCGGCCUCGUCAAAAACAGAAGAACACCGAACACGGCAACACGGAAGGGUUGGCAUAUCCAGAGGUCGCGGGGAAUGAUGUGUGUCGGCCUUGCUCGGGAAUGGACAUCGGCGUUGCUUCGAGUUCAGAUAGACGAGAGGGCGGGCAGGGGUUGUAGGAGUUUGCCCGCACGGCAUGCACACACUGGGGGGUGGACACGUGCAGUUUUCUUCUGUUGCUACCGCUGUUUCUGUCUUGAAUCCGGAGAAUAGAUUAGCCUCCCCCCUCACGGGGUCCCGGCUCGUGGUGGCCUUUGGAAGCGUGUCGUGUUUUCAAGCACACUGAGACUGACGU
This is a messenger RNA of Ectocarpus siliculosus, 2462 nucleotides long. The record is from the annotation of a GenBank genome assembly. NCBI's taxonomy places the organism in Eukaryota, Phaeophyceae, Ectocarpales, Ectocarpaceae.